ACACUCUACAGAGAGAGUCUAUGUAGGAACUGUGUUAGUGUUCUAGGAACCUAGAAUUUUCUUGGAUAAACCAACAAAACUUGCAGAGAGUAAGGUUUGUUCAUACAUUAAUUUUUUUUUUUUUUUUAGUUUCUUAAUCCUACAUUGUAAUUCAUCAGUAUUCCACGCUACCUGGACAGCUAAGUUUUAGAUUGAGAUAGAGUGAUCUCAUAGACAGAAAAAUUAAAAUGGGUCUUCUACACCUGCAUAUAUUAGACACACGCAAACAAAAUUACAAUACGAGUGGCUGGAAAAUAUUUAGAUUAUUCUUGUACAUGCCAAUACAUUGAUUGUAAUACAUGGGUUGAAACCUGAUAAAUAUUGCUUUUAUUUUACUACAUGCAGCCCAUAUUUGUUAAAAUAAUUUUAGCACGGGCUCAUCCAAACACCCUGUACUUAUGGCUUUUAUUCAGUUUGUUAAUUGUAUUUCUAACUAUUGAGAUGCCAGAUCUUCAUAACUGUUAAAACCUUUUCAUUGGGAUAACAACUCCUUCUUCUUAGCAGUCAUAUAAAAGAUAUUAAAGAACAUGACUUUCUAUGGAAAGACCAGCUUUUUCUGCUGCAAAAUAAAGCACAUGGAAUGUAAGAUCAGUUGUAGCCACACCUGUCAAUUAAUAGUCUACCACAGUAUUUCCUUAUAUUCAAGGCAAUUCCACACGGAACCAGAUGAUCUAAAAUCUGGCAAAAGUCCUUUUUCUAAAACAGUAUAUAUAGGAGAGACUGUUCCUCUACUUACUUAUACAUGUUAUUCCCUAUUAUAUUCAGCGCAACAAGGAACUGAACAGAGGAGAGAUCUGUAGGCCCGGAUAGAGACAUUUCUAAUGCUUUUAUGGCUACUAUAAAAAUGGCUGUAGCUCACAGACGUUGGAUGCAACUAUCUGGAAUGUUAUUCUCUUUGCUAGGGUGGGUUUUAACUGGUUCCUGUAAUUACUUGCCAGACUGGAAAAAUCUCAGCUUUGAUAUAAACGAACUGGAGACCUGGACCAUGGGACUCUGGCAAACCUGUAUAGUCCAAGAUGAAACUGGAAGAACACAAUGUAAGGAUUUUGAUUCUUUUCUGGCUUUGCCUGCAGAGUUCAGGGUUUCCAGAAUUUUAAUGUGUACAUCAAAUGUGCUAGGAUUUCUGAGUCUCCUGCUCUCUUGUUUUGGUUUGGACUUCCUGAAGAUGAGAGACACACAACAGCAACUCAAGAAAGGACUGUUACUGUUUGGAGGAAUAAUUUUAUGGCUAUCUGGAGCUUUGACCUUAGUUCCAGUUUCUUGGGUUGCCCAUGUUAUAAUACAAGAAUUUUGGGAUGAGGAUAUCCCAGAGAUUGUCCCCAGAUGGGAAUUUGGGGAUGCACUAUUUACUGGCUGGUUUGGUGGAUUCUUUAUAUUUGUAGGAGGGUCAAUACUUACGUGCACAGCCUGUUCACCUACAGAUCCUCCAUCAUCAGAACGUUACUCAAUGGCAGAAAUGCAGGAUAUUCAUCAACACUUGGAAACUGAAUACUGAAGCCUUUGGAGAAGGGUAGCAAGUGCUACCAGCUUCUUCUAAUAUUCUAACCCAAGAUAAGAUGCCUUUCAGUUCAAGAUUCAGAGGUUUACGUUAAUAUGCAGUGACUACCCAGAAGAUAAUCUCUCUCCUUCCUUUUCUUCUUUUUUCAUUUUUUAAACUUUUGUGCCUUGACCACUUUAAAAUCCAUGUUCUUCCUGCAAGUCUGGUAAACUCAUUUUUAAUCUAAAUUUUGAUUUUAUUUUAUUUCUACAUUAAUGAUCUAUUUACUUUGAUGGUGUCUAUCUAUGGUAGAGCUUUAUAAUCAUUGCAGAUUUAAUGGAAAAGCCUGGCACUUUCUAGUUUUAAGAAUGUGAGGUAAAUUUUUAAUGUCCUGAGCAGUUUGUGUCAAAUGGCCAAGUUUAAUUUAACCUAUGAAAAUAGAAAAACAUCUCAGUAACUCUGGCACCUAACUCUUAGUGACUCAUGUUCUUAGUUUUGCUUUUUUUUUUAAACCUAAUUUGGUAAGAAAGGGGUGAAUUUGUUGUGCCCAGAAAGAACAGGCAAGGAAGCUCAGUGCCCCUCAAACAUUUUAAGCAAAGCCAAUGGAGCUGACUCCCAGGUGCUGUAAAUUUUCAAGAUCCAUCACUUUGCAUGGAGCUAUGACCAUUUGCACCAUGUGAAGAUCUACCUCAGAUGUAAAUGAUCUCUUGGGCUGAGGUGAGACAGAGGAGGGGACAAAAGCAACAGAGGUUCUGGAUAAACUCAUCUACAAGUUGUUGAAAUCCUGUCUUAAGAAUCAGUAUAUUUUUAAUGCUCCCAUUUUACAUAUUCCAUAGUUAUAGGCAUCACAAAAGCACCACACGUACAAACACACAGCACAACAACUCAUACUCACAAGAGACCCAGGUGUCUUGCAUGAGUGUGAAAGUCACUGUCUUUCCUGGCAGUCGCAUUGGCUGUUCACUUUAUAUCCAUUGAAGAACUGAGUUUAAGUGAGAAACUGAGAACGCUUCUGCUUUGAGCCUAAGAACUAUGUGCAAUUUUUUUAAAUAGUCCUAGCAAUUAACGUUUCUGAAGCUGACAAAUACUAAGCAAACAUCUACUUCUGCAGUGACUGAGCCAGCAAUUAGAAUGGACAAAAAAAAAACAGUAAGUCAGUGCAACAGCUUUGUUAAAAAAUUGUAUUUUUUUCCAAUCACUGAAACACAUGGAAAGUGCAGAGACAAAAAUUCAUCUACGUGAUGUAGUUGCAUACUUUGUUAUAGACAAAACAGAAACACAUUCGGAAUAUAACCUGAUUAAAUAUUUAGUUCAGUCCUGAGCAUUUGAUAUUUAAUAUAGUAUAAACAUUGCAAUAGUAAAAAAAAAAAAUUAAAAUUAAUUUGAUUUGUUUCGUUUUACAAUU
Gavialis gangeticus (Gharial) is the source of this 2921-nucleotide messenger RNA. Its product is annotated as claudin-22-like. Lineage: Eukaryota; Metazoa; Chordata; Crocodylia; Gavialidae. Gene Ontology annotation, cellular component: bicellular tight junction; plasma membrane. Gene Ontology annotation, biological process: bicellular tight junction assembly; cell adhesion. Gene Ontology annotation, molecular function: structural molecule activity. The record is from RefSeq and is a predicted model, not a curated record.